Molecule: messenger RNA, 2947 nt
Organism: Prorocentrum cordatum
Lineage: Eukaryota; Dinophyceae; Prorocentrales; Prorocentraceae
Source: the annotation of a GenBank genome assembly
UGCGUCUCAGGCGUGCGUAGAGAGUCCGUUCCGGAGCCCCGAGUGGCUCAAGCAAGAGCGGGCGCAACAGCGUGCCGACCUUUCGGCGCGCACGCGUGUGCGUGCGUGCACACCGCCGCAGGGAGGGGAUGGCGGAGCCAGACUACUACAGGCUGAUAGGCGUGGAGCGGGACGCCAACUUGCACGAGAUCCGGUCGAAGUUCCGUGCCAAGGUCCUGGCGGAGCAUCCCGACAAGGGCGGCGAUCCCAAGAAGUUCCAGCUGCUCAACAAGGCCUACAACGUGCUCACGGACGCAGAGAAGCGGAAGCGGUACGAUGCCACGGGCCGCGCGGAUAAGUCCCCAGAGGAGGAGUUUGUUGACGGAUUCGGGGGCGGCCGCCUGAAGUUCGAGCCCCGCACCAAGGAUGCCGACGACAGAGCAAUUGUUAGUCUGCAGGACCGGAUCAUCACAGGGGUGCAGACCCAUGAGGAAGGCUUCGCUGCCUGGCUCCGACAGCGGGACCAGGAGUCCAUGGUCCUGACCGACAGAGAUUUCUUGAAGAGCCAUUUGUACAACGCCUCAGAGCUCUCGACGAAAGUCAACCAUUCGACUCCCGUUCUGCACGUGAUGGGGACGCCGAAGCUGGACACGUACGAGCAGCCGAUGCGGGGUCCCGUUGAUGUAGAGGUCAAGCCGCUGUCGCUGAAGAAGACCAUCGAGCACGACGAGGUGCUGGUUCGGAUGCUGGCCGUGCCAGUGGACGACUCCAUGAUCUUUGCCGACCUGAAGAAGGCUGGCGCCUGCCUUGGAAAUACCGGUGUCGGGCGUGUGGAGCAGGCUGGGGCGCGCGUCGAGGACCUGAAGGCAGAGGACGCCGUGCUGAUCCUCCCGAAGCCCAACAAGUUCCCCAGCUUCCGCCCCCUCGGCACCGCGCGGACGCUGGUGCAGUGCAGCGAGGAGGACGUCUUCCGCAUCCCGGCCGCGCUGCUCGAGGAGCUCACCCCCGAGCAAAUCUGCCUGGCGCCCACGAUCGCGCAGGCCUACGAGGUGCUGGAGCAGUACGGCAGAAGGCUAAAGCCAGGAGACAUGGUGCUGCUCAACUCGGCGCACCUCUCGGCGGCAGGCGCCUCGCUCCUCCAGCUCUGCAAGCUCCUGAAGCUGAAGCCGCUGUGCAUCCUGUCCCUCCCUGGCGCACCGAGGAACCUCGUGAAGGGGGAGCACGGCACGAAGAGUGCUUGGCAGGAUGCCGACCACCGCGCCACCGCUCCCCCAACGGUGCGAGCUCAGUACGAGCGCAUCAGCGAGCUUCUAGUCACGAUGGGUGCCGAGGAGGUGUUUCCUGACGCGGUUGCGCUGCUCAGGUGGCGCGACCGGAACCAGCGGCUUCUACCGAAGCUUGCCCUCGAUGGCAUAGCCACUCGGGACUCUUGCGAGCAGCUCAUCCACUGCCUCCAGCCUGGGGACAAGGAUGCCCAGCUCGUCGUCUGCGGCCACGGUGUCGCACAGCCGCUAGACAUCUCGCCGACGCUGCUGGCAGCCUGGGGUGGCAGGGUCGUGGGUUUCAGCCUGAGCAGGUGGGUGCAUUCGAGCACCGCGAAUGCGAAAAAGAUGAUGACAGUCAUGGAAAACGUGACGAAGCUGAUGCGCGCCAACAAAUUUCAGGUCGACACCUGUCUCUACAAGGUGGGUGAGGACCCGAUCGCGGACGCUUUCUCGCGCGCCUCAGACGCUUCGGAAAACGCCCAAGUUGUGCUGAUCUUCCCCACCCUGCAGGAGGAGCAUGAGAGCUUCACCCAGCACGAGAAGGCGGAAAAGGAGAGGAAGGCCGUGGAGAAGGCGCAGGAGGAUAGGCAGCGGAGAGAGACUGAGGAGCGGCAGAAGCUCAAGAUGGAGUGGCUCAACCUCCUCUUCACGGAUGCGAGCGUUGCGGCCAUGAACCCCGAGGAGCCGCUGCAGGUCAGCCAGGAGAUCGGCAACCGGUCCAGCCCGAGCCUGAUGAUCGCCUUCGUCGGUGACGACCCCACGGCCGACGACAGGGCCCUCAAGGAGAUGCCGCAGUACUGCAAGGACGCCGUGGUGGUCAACGUCGCCUGGACCGAGCAUCCGGCCAGCGAGGCAUUCAGGGAGUUCGACCUCGAGAAGGGCGAGGUUACAGACGGUUCGUGGUACCAGAGAAGCAGGGCGACACUUGAAAACGAGGAUCUGGACACCCUGCACGACGUGGAGCUGCUUGGCCGUUCCCUGGUGGAGACGCUGAGGGCGAAGCUGGAGCAAUACAAGCUGGACUGGAGCCGCCUCGUGCUCGCGGGCUUCGGGAAAGGCGCGGGCAUUGCGCUGUACACGCAGCUGAUGCGGCUCUUGCCGAAGCCCUGCCACUCCAUGGCGUUGUUCAGCCCAGUGGUGCUGUUCCCCACGUUCGUGGUCGACAAGAACGGGACGUUGGCGAAGCACGCUGGGCCUCGUGUCAAGGUGUUCGCUAUCUGGGGCAGCCUCGCCUCCGGGGCCACCCCCGCCAACUACAGGCAGCUUCUGGCCGCGUCGCUGCGGAAACUGCCAGGGGAGGUGCACGUCACCACCGACACGAUGCCGGAGGGCACGCCCCAGAUGUCGGAGAGGUACUUCCACUGCUUCACGAGCAUCCUGCCCCUGUGCCUGCCGUCCUGACGCGCCCGCGCCCUUGCCCGGUGGCCGGCGAUCCGCGCCCCGCCGUCCGUCGGCUCGGCGGGUGCCGGCCAUCCCAACCUUGCUCCUGCCCUCGCCCUCUCUCCUGCGGUGUCUGCGUGUAGCCGGCAUCCCCUGUCGCGACGCAGCGCGCGGAGCGCGCCCCUGUCGGCCACAGAGAGCCAACUCGCUAGCUACAGUAUAAGUGUCUGAGCAUCCGCGUAACAUCUAGACUCUGCGCGCGCCAGCAGGUGCACCUGGAGGAACACGGUCGGCCGCAGAUUCCAGAGGUUCUGAGAGGAAAA